This is a messenger RNA of Chara braunii, 2284 nucleotides long. NCBI's taxonomy places the organism in Eukaryota, Viridiplantae, Streptophyta, Charophyceae, Charales, Characeae. The record is from the annotation of a GenBank genome assembly.
UUCGCAUCUCUCUUACGCACUUAAGAGCGGUGAUCUCCCCGAUUAACUUAUCCCCCCCCCAAGACGGAGGCAUGGCUGCUGCAUAAGUGGCAGCGGGGCCAGCCGGGACAGCGACAAAUGCCUGUUUUACAUGUCAUCAACCGGGACACUUGGCCCGAGAUUGCCCCCAUCGUGCCAUGCAGCCCCGAGUCGGGAUCGCGCCUGCUGCGGCAGCUCCCAUAGCUAACGGCCCAGGACGUGUAGGAGCUGUGAUGGAUGAUCAGGGGGGAAGUACGGGAAUGAUGAUUUCCAAUGAGGAAGCAGCUGAGCUUAUCCCGCUGGAGCAGUACGUAUCACUAGGAUACCCGGGGCUGGGAAUGAUUGGGACAAUUCGACCGGAACUCGAGUCCAGGGAUGUCGCAGAAUGGCGGCCUUCGUCGAGCGAAAUGGAGACGGGAGGCCCUACCUUUGUUACAGGAGAAAUCGAUGUCCUUGAGGUUACUCGAGCACUGGAUCAUCGAAUCCCUCUCUCAAUCGGCCACCUACUCUCCAUCUCGGAACAGACGAACGAACGCAUGAUGCAGCAUUGCAAAGCGAACUGGAAGCGAUUCGCUCUUGCCCGCGCAAAAGAAGAGAAGGCGAAGGCGCCGCCUUCGGAGGAAAAGGCGGACGUCGCCCCUGAUCCCAUCCAAGUCGGAUUAAUACAGAAAGGUGACCACUUUCUUCGGAUCAAGCCGAUUCCGUGGAAGUCAGCCGAAUGUGAUAUUGAAGUCUGGGGAAUGCCGUAUAGUGAGAUCAUAGAUUCGGGAGCGGCUGUCCUAGCGAUAUCACUUCGAGUAGUUGAGAGAGCGGAUAGGAAGAAUGAUUUGAUUAUGCUAACCGAGAAGGACCAGCUCGUAUCGGCUGACGAAGAAAAGAUCAAGACAGUAGGACGUAUGACGAAUGUCGCAUUCCGAUUGGGAAAAGUGCAUGCUUUAGGAGAUGUUGUGGUGCUGGACGUGAAUGCGUAUGACGUUCUGUUCGGGCUUCCUGCAUUAGUGGCGCUGCGUGCUAAUUUGGACUUCGAACGCCGAUCCGUCAUUCUCCGGAAUACCGGGGGAAAGUCGUAUGUAAUAUCCAUGAGACUAACUCUUCGAACGACGGUUAAGCCCCUUCAUUGGGAUGACGAGUGCGACCAGGCCUUCGGGGGCCUGAAGGAUGCUCUCGUCACGGCCCCGAUUCUGAUCCGAUCGGACCCCUCUCGGCAGUUUAUUCUCAUCACCGACUGGCAGCCGGAGGCUAUUUCGGUCAUCCUGGCGCAGAAGGGAAACGAUGGGAAGGAGCAUGUCAUUGAGUACGCUUCUCGGACGGUGCCAGACGAGCGACGAAAUGAUUCCGCGCCACAAGGAGAAUGCUAUGCGGUAGUGUGGGGUAUCCAACACUUCCAUCCGUAUUUCUACGGUCAGAAGUUUCUACUCGUCACCGACCAUGAACCUCUGUUGGCUCUGAAAAAGCUAACCAACUACACGGGCAUGAUCGGACGGUGGGCGGUGCGGUUGCAAGAAUAUGAAUUCGACAUUGUUCAUCGAAAAACGGAAAAACACGGCAACGCUGACGGACUGACACGUUUGCACCGACCCGUGCGUCCAGGCUGUCGAAGGCUUCUCACCCAGGAGCUUACGGUCCCAAUUGCGCAGCUGGCCGACCAUCUUGACGUCAGCAUUGUCUCCCAGGUCGACCCGCGCUUGGUACCCCACGUCACCUCGCGCACGCAGUCGCCGUAUCUUCAGUGGUCAGCUUGCGUGGAGGACUUCCCAUCGAAAAUUCCGCCUUCACGGUUGGAUUAUUUGGAUCCGCGCGACAUCGUGGAUCUCGCUUUCUAUAGACCGCCGUACGAGGACGAAGUGGAGGUCCGGAAGGAGAUAAUCCACAAGGAGCUCGCGGAAGAAAGUUCGGAGGAAGAGGAGGAGGAUCUGAACGAAGACGAAGGGGAGCCGGCACAGCAACAAGAAGGAGACGAAGACGAGCUCCUGCAAACGGAGAGCGAAGAAGAAGCGGAAGAAGAAGACAGCGAGCAGGGGAGCGGUGAUGACAACGACGAGGAGCAGGCCAACGAGGAUCCCCAGCUAGAAAUUGCGCCGGUUGCUGAUCUUCCAAUCAGCAACGAUCCAAUGCUCGACCCGGAGCCACCUCAGCCAGACGACGGCCAUGUGGCCCAAGUGGCUGGGUCGUCCGCUCGCCGGCCUCCUUCCCCACCGUGACGCCGCCAACGAAGCCGCUCCCUCUCCGCCUCCCUCUCCCUCGCAGCCCGUCCCCCACUUCGAGC